Ambispora leptoticha is the source of this 708-nucleotide messenger RNA. The record is from the annotation of a GenBank genome assembly. Lineage: Eukaryota; Fungi; Glomeromycota; Glomeromycetes; Archaeosporales; Ambisporaceae.
AUGCUUCACUCUAACUCUAUAUAUCCGUCACCUUCGCCACCAACAUUGUACACUUCACACAAUAAUAGUAACAAUAUACCCAAUGGUUCGCAACUUUCUUGGGAGUUUCUGCGAAAACAAGCUCGACAAUUAGAGAAUGAGAUCGAACAGAAACUCACCAGUUACUCAAAGAUAGCAACCAGUGUCGGGAGAAACAGUAGGAUCGUCGAUGGGGGUGUUGGUAGUGGUAACGCUGCUGCUGGGAAUUCGAAUGAAGCCAUGGAAUUAGAAUUAGAUGAGUUAUUGAAAAAAUUAUCGAUGGUUGUUAAUUCUAUGGCAGAGGUUGUUGAUCGACCAACCACUGUACCCACAAGCCCAUCCAUUAUGCACAUGCUUCAACGACAUCGCGAUAUUCUAUAUGAUUAUACAAAAGAAUUCAAAAAAACACGAGCAAAUAUUCAGGCGGCUAGGAAUCAUGCAGAUUUACUGAGUUCUGUUCGUGAAGAUAUAAGUUCGUUCAAGUCAGGAGUAUCAAGUGAAACUGAUUAUUUUCUGAGUGAGCGAGGUCGUAUUGAGAAUUCUCAUAGGAUGGCUGAUAUGGUGUUGGAACAAGCAUUUGCAACGAGAGAAGAAUUCGGGCGGCAAGGUGCCACUCUAUUAAACAUUAACAAAAGGAUCGCAGGUGUCACAAGUAUAUAUCAGCCAAUUAAUUUUAAUAAUCUGACGUGA